Molecule: messenger RNA, 1940 nt
Organism: Chara braunii
Lineage: Eukaryota; Viridiplantae; Streptophyta; Charophyceae; Charales; Characeae
Source: the annotation of a GenBank genome assembly
CCUGGUACUCCAACAUCAGGAAAGAAACCGAAGAAGUCACAAGGAGGCGUUUGGACUUCGGUCUGAUAGGGAAAGGCCUGCUUCAAGGGGUAACACAAGUCAGACAUACUACACAUCCGAUGUCUGAUCACAAGCAAGUGUUAGUAGACCUGAUACUGAAUCAGAAAGAGAGCAGGGGAAGAGGGUACGUCAAACUGAACUCCCAAAACUUGGAAGAUUCAGGCCUGAAGGACUGGGUAACAGACCAUAUCGACUCCUGGCUGACUGCAAAGCCCCACUUCACCUCGACUGCGGAUUGGUUAGAUGGAGGUCUCGCUACCAUUGCAGGGGCAAUGGAUGUCUGCUCCCGCAUACUAGCAAGAGGGAGGAACCAGGAAGAGGAAAAGUGUCGAAGAAAGGUAGAAGAGGCGGAGAGGAGGCUGGAAAUGCACCCGAUUUCAGAACGGGUGUGGGCAACAGAGAGGGAAUCCAGGUUAGCAGAGUGGGAGAAGGUGCAGUUGGAGAAGCACACGUGGUGGGAGGAGACCCUAAAGGUGAAAGGGAUUAUUGUGCAUGAUAGGAUGACACGGGACACUUUCCGAAAGCUGCUACUUAGCACCUUCUUUCAUCAAGUGGUCCAGCUUUACCACCCCUUCGACCCAGAGGCACCGGAAGCUACUUCACAAGAUGACAUGCUAGAGUACGCUAAGCUGUACUACUCAGACAUCUUAACGGCAAGGCGGAUUCAUGAUACAAGCGACACAUAUUUGUCACUAGAGCGGGAUAUGUGGGAGGACACUAUGGUGAGGCUGGGAGAGGCAGACAUACUGGCUCUAGACAGACCAGUGACAGUGGAGGAACUGAAACGGACCUUGAAAGUGAUGGCCCCGAUAAAAUGUCCAGGGAGAGAUGGUCUAACAGUGGAGUUCUACAGAGCUUGUUGGGAGGCGAUGGGACCGACACUAGUGGAAAUCUACAAUGAGGUACUACUCGAAGGUAAACUGGGAGAGUUGAUGACCUAUGGGGUGAUAUCUGUUAUGUUCAAGAAGGGUGAUAAGGCGAACAUAAGGAACUAUCGACCUAUCUUUGUGCUCAACGUCAGCUACUAUAAGUUACAAGCAAAGACUCUGGCGCUGAGAUUAGGGAGAAUACUCCCAAAGCUAGCAGAGAAGGACCAGGGGGCGUUUGUGCAGGGACGUUCCAUUUUCGUAAACAUCCUCACAGCAAUCGAAAGUAUUGAGCUCAUCCAAGUUGAGAACCUGGACCUGAUAGUGAUGCUUCUAGACAUGGAGAAGGACUACGAGAAAGUAGGGUGGUCCUUUGUCCUCACGACCCAGAGGAAGAUGGGGUUUGGCGUAGGCUUCUGCAAAUGGGUCGUGGCAAUGUACACAGUGACGACCUCUUUAGUACAAGUCAAUGGCCAUUUGUCGAAGCAGUUCCAACUCUCCAGGUCACUGCGCCAAGGGUGUUCCCUGACCCCCCUAUUGUUUGUUCUCCAAUUAGAAGUUCCCCUCAACUGCAUUCGGAGUCACUCACGGAUAAGGGGGCUGCGAGUAUCCGGAAACCAGGAAUGUCGGGCUAAGGCCCUGACAGACAAUUUGUUCUUGAUCUCCGCCAACACAGCAGAUUCUUUGGGAGCGUUGGAGGCAGUUCUGCUAGACUACUCACUGUUAUCAGAAGCCCAGGUGAACUGGGGUAAGUCAACCUUCCUAAUACCAGAGGGCUAUGAGCUGCAGGUGGAAUGGGGGAUGAAGCGCGUCGACCCAGAGACAGGAGAAUAGUUCCUGGGUGUAAUGCGCAUCAAGCGCAUCCCGGCCGUCGAUCACGCCGCCACAGCAGAGGCGACGCAGCCAUCGCCCCCCAAUUCUGCCAUAGCUCAUCACUCCCGUUUCCUGCCAAGGAGCUGUCGUCCAGUGUGCAAGCUCUCGCUGUGGACGGAAUUGCGAAAGAAAGAGAAUCGC